Molecule: messenger RNA, 660 nt
Organism: Oncorhynchus tshawytscha (Chinook salmon)
Lineage: Eukaryota; Metazoa; Chordata; Actinopteri; Salmoniformes; Salmonidae
Product: gamma-crystallin M3-like
Exons: 3
Coding region: 33-605 (190 amino acids)
Biological process (GO): lens development in camera-type eye; visual perception
Molecular function (GO): structural constituent of eye lens
Source: RefSeq, a predicted model, not a curated record
AGGAGCAGCAACCAGCAGCACAGUGAGCAAAUAUGUCCAACACCAGCAUGAACAUGGGCAGGGCCACCUUCUAUGAGGACAGGAACUUCCAGGGCCGCUCUUAUGAGUGCAGCUCCGACUGCCCUGACAUGUCCUCCUACAUGAGCAGGUGCCAAUCCUGCAGGGUUCAGAGUGGCUGCUUCAUGGCGUACGAGCGCCCCAACUAUAUGGGAAACCAGUACUUCAUGAGGAGGGGAGAGUACUCAGACUACCAGAGUAUGAUGGGAAUGAGCGAUGGUAUCAGGUCCUGCCGCAUGAUCCCCAUGCACCGUGGAAACUUCAGGAUGAGGAUCUACGAGAGGGAGAACUUCGGAGGUCAGAUGCACGAGAUGAUGGACGACUGUGACUCCAUCCAGGAGCGUUACCGCAUGUCCGACUGCCAGUCCUGCAACGUGAUGGACGGCCACUGGCUGAUGUACGAGCAGCCCCACUUCAGAGGCAGGCAGAUGUACAUGAGGCCUGGAGAGUACAGGAGCUUCAGGGAUAUGGGCAUGGGAAUGGGAGGCAUGAGCGGUGGCAUGAGGUUCAUGAGCAUGAGGCGUAUCAUGGAUAACAUGACUAUGUAAUUUUCUCAAAGGUUGUACGGAAAUGGUUGAUUAAAUUUAUUUCAACAUUUUAAAA